AUGCGAGCGGUUGAAGUUGUUCGACGCGAUAAAGAACCUCCUCCUUUAGUAAAAUCGGUUAAAAAGAGGUUUAUAUUCUUUGGACGGAACAGUGGAGUGCAUGGUCUGCAUUACUUGUUCGAUGCUGAUAGAAGUCUGCUGUCCAGGAUAUUCUGGCUAAUCGUCCUGAUAGCGUGUCUGGGCUGCCUCUACCUGAUGAUGCAGGAUACAGGAGACCUCAGAGUGGAAGUGAACUUCACUCCUGACACUCUCUACCUAAACUGGACCACUACGUUUCCAGGAGUGACUGUGUGUGAGGAGUAUUCUACUAAGUUGGCGUUAAGGAAAUUUGCCAAAUUGUUCCCUGAUCUCCUAAGCCCUUUGGACUACGAUUUCCGUUGGUAUCUGACAGAUACUAUGUUUGGACGUGGUCAGUGCUCUCACGCUACCUGUAUACCUUGUGGUUCUUCUGUAGCAUGUGACGUGCCGUGGAGAACAAUAAUUGAACAGGUUCACAAAAGCUGUCAGGAAAUGGUGUCCGAGUGUCGGUAUAACGAUGUGGUGUUUCCAUGUUGCGAAUAUUUCCGUGAAGUAGACUCAGAACACGGGCCUUGCUUCUCCUUCAACACUCUACAGCACAAGGGAGAAACCAGCUUGUUUGAGUUGAAUAGGACCACUGGACCCGGAGUAUUGAUGUUUCGCUUGCUGUCUGAUGCUGAAAUAUCCAUACACAGUCCCGAAGAGUUGUCAACGUACUUUUUGGACGGGAAGUUAAAAGAAAUAGUUCAUACCUUCAUAGAGAAUCAUGUGUCCUUAUUGUUCUCCGUUGUGGAGAUAGUCAACGGGGAACAGUUGCGGACCGAGCCCAUUGAAGUGAGGCAAUGCCGGUAUUUGCAUGAAAUACCUGAUGAUCCUCUACAUACUUAUCCGGUGUACUCUUACGGAGCCUGUCGUUUAGCAGAGACAACAAAAGAGUUCUAUCAGCAAUGUGGUUGUGUACACCCUGUACGCGAUCUUACAUAUAAAAAUAGUUAUUGCAAUUAUUCUGGAAUUACCUGUUGGAAUUUAUAUGAAGGUCAAAAGGAAAAAAUUGGUGCAGAAAAAAUAACAAAAGACAACUGUUUGCCAUCUUGCGUAGAAAGUGAACUUAAAACGAUUCAUUAUUCUAAGAGAUGGGAAAAAGAUGAAGACUCUGUAGGUACACUUGUGGAGGUCAAAAUGGCAUCAUUACCAACACUACGAUACCAAAGGAACUUGUUGCGGGACCAAUUGGAUUUAGUUGUGGCAGUCGGUGGUAUAGGCGGGCUGUUUUUCAGCGCAUCUGUCCUGAGUUUGUUGGAAGUCUUUUAUUUAAUCCUUCGACCUAUCUCCAGAGUUGUGACUAGAAUACAGGAACCCAUCGUUAUAGCAACGAGUAGUGUUAUAUCGAUAAGCAAAACGUAA
Messenger RNA from Spodoptera littoralis (African cotton leafworm), 1422 nucleotides. Lineage: Eukaryota; Metazoa; Arthropoda; Insecta; Lepidoptera; Noctuidae. The record is from the annotation of a GenBank genome assembly.